Molecule: messenger RNA, 2103 nt
Organism: Dentiscutata heterogama
Lineage: Eukaryota; Fungi; Glomeromycota; Glomeromycetes; Diversisporales; Gigasporaceae
Source: the annotation of a GenBank genome assembly
AUGCGGCUUAUUCAUAAACCAGAACCUGAAUUUACAUUAGACUCAGAGAUCUCGUUCGAACUAGAAACCACAUUAGAACCUGAAUUCCCAUUACCUGAAUCCCUAUUAGAGCCCGAAUCUCCAUUAGAACUUGAAUCCUCUGAAUCCCCAUUAGAACCCGAAUCCCCAUUGGAGCCCAAAUCCCCAUUAGAGCCUGAAUCCCCAUUAGAGCCUGAGUUCCCAUUAGAGCCUGAAUCCCCAUUAGAGCCUAAAUCCUUAUUAGAAUUAGGUAACUCACUUUUUCAGCAUGGCCAGGAUUAUGCCUCUCUUGAGACCUUUAAAUAUGUUGCCAAUCAGUAUGUGGAAACAAGUGGGUUUAAAGUGAUUUCCUUAAAGGGCAACAAUCAUAGUGAUGGUUUGCGUAGUACUCAAGUUUUUUCCUGCGAUCGCUCUGGUGUGUACAAGCCCAAACCUAAAGAUCCAAAUAAGAAAAGCAGAAACAAAGAAUCAAAAAAAUGCAACUGCCCUUGGUCAAUUCGUCUCAAUUAUAACCUGGAAGACGAUAAAAAUCAUAUCUCGCAAGUUGAUCUCUGCCAUAAUCACAACCUUAUUCCUCCCCAACUUAUGCAUAUAUCACCUACAAAUCACGAAAUACCUACCUUUAUUAAGGAAGAAAUUUUUACCUUGAGAAAAGCAGGAAUUGCAGUACCACAAAUCCAAUCACUUCUUAUAGUAAAAUACGGACCAGCCACGAAGUCGUGGGUAAUGAAAGACGUGUAUAAUUUGAUUGAUACUGAACACAUGUUACACAGUGAAUUCCAAGCUCAUGAUUUCCUUCUUCUUCUUCAACAAAAGUGUAACAAUGACCCCGAAUUUUCUUAUGAAUUCGAAUUGGACAAUAAUAAUCAACUUAAGCAUGUACUUUGGAUAUAUGCAUCACAAAAGCGGCAAUACAUACGCUUUCAUGACACAAUUGUUUAUGAUAACACAUAUAAGAGCAAUUAUUUCUCAAUGCCCUUUGGGGUGUUUACAGGUGUCACAAACAAUGGUCUCUCUUACUGCGCUGCUGGCGCGUUGCUUCGGGAUGAAACGUCCUUAAGUUUUGAAUGGUUAUUCGAAUCCUUUAUAUGUAUUUUUGGCACCGCACCUAACACUAUUCUUACAGACAAUGAUCUGGCUAUGUCUGAUGCUAUUCGCUCUGUCCUUAUCAAUAAACACGAUACUAAGCAUGGCCUUUGUAUCUGGCACAUAUUAAAGAAUAUAAGGUCGAAUAUGACCUCUAAACUUGGAAAAAAAUAUAAUAUGUUUCACGCAGAUCUUAUGAAAUGCUUAAACCAUUAUAUUGAUCAAAACGAGUUUGAGGACCUGAAUAUUUUUUUACUGAUAUGUCGUCGAUACAAAGAAGAAUCAAUGAACAGUCUUUUAAAGGGCUUCGUAGACUGUAAAACAAGGCUCACAGAAUUUUUGGCAGCUUUUGAACGUGCACUUUAUUUUCGCGAAAAGGCAGAACAUAUUUUUGCUUACAAAGAGCUUAAAUUUGAGACAGAAUGGAGUGAAAAGGAUGUAUAUGUGUGUGAGGAAAUAACAGAUGACAAUGGAGUGUGUUGUUUUAAGCUAUCAUGUUACGAAUGGCCUGACAUUAUAUGUUGUGUCUGCUAUGAUGGCAAGGUACUUGCUUGUUGCUACCACAAUCUCGAAUUUGCUAGAAUAGUUUGUCGCUAUUCCCUUGUAGUUGCAGUUCGUAUGUCUCUCGCUCAACUCGAUCCUGUUCACUUUCCAAAAUGCUGGCGAAAGGACCCACCUGAGUUGGAGCUUGCUAAAGACUAUGUCAAUUUUUAUAGCCGUACACAACCACAAGAUACAGGAACUUUAACAUCACAUGAAUCAUUUGGUGAAGGUAACUCUCAAAUCCAGUUUAUGCGUAUUCAUCAACUAUCAAGAGAAAUUGCAAGUAAGGUUGCAAUGGACUCUGACAAAUAUGCAGAUUUUACAUCGUACCUCGAAAAGUAUUUGGAGGCACUAUAUGCCUCUAACGAUAAACUUGCUUCAACUCAUAAAAAUACUUCGGCAUCCCCUAAGCUUCCAAUAAUCAACAACCCUAUAAGAAGUAAGGCUGUUGAAUAA